Molecule: messenger RNA, 321 nt
Organism: Talaromyces stipitatus ATCC 10500
Lineage: Eukaryota; Fungi; Ascomycota; Eurotiomycetes; Eurotiales; Trichocomaceae
Exons: 2
Coding region: 1-321 (106 amino acids)
Source: RefSeq, a predicted model, not a curated record
AUGGCUCCGGUUAUGUCCAUUUUCUACCAGGCCGUCCUCUUCGCCUUCGUGACGGUCUCUCGUGCAGACUCUGCCAUGUUCUCCCAGUUCAUCGGUGCAACUGCGGUCCCUGCGACAUUCACCGGCGAUUUGGCGGCAUCAGCAACAAUAUGCACAAACUACCUCCACGGAAUACCAGAAACCUCAGGUCUCCCUGCCAGUGCAGCCAGCCAGGUAUUCCAGCAAGAGGUAGACGGAGACAGACAAGAAUCGACGAGUGUUGUGGCCAGGCAAGUUCGAGUGCGUGCUUCGCUAGUUUUGGAGGAAAUGCACAGGCUGUGA